GGGCAGUAUAGCGCUGGAGGGAACUUGCGUCCUUUCUAUCUGAUUCCUGCGUUUAUUUCUUGUGUGAAUGCCAGUGCGGCUCCGAAGUGCUGUGCUGCAGUGUUUACAGAAACAUAAAAGUAUCAUCACAGCAAAUUACAGUACUGUGGUCAAGACGCUACUGAAUAUGGCUCUUAAACAGAUUUCCAGCAAUAAGUGCUUUGAGGGAUUCCAGAAAGUGUUUGAGCAUGACAGCUCGGAGCUGAAGUGUAAAAUGAGAUUUGGGAUCUAUCUUCCCCCUAAAGCUGAAAGUGGAAAAUGCCCAGUUGUAUAUUGGCUGUCAGGGCUAACAUGCUCAGAGCAGAACUUUGUCACCAAAGCUGCCUUCCACCAAACUGCUUCUGAGCAUGGGCUCAUUGUGGUGGCACCUGACACCAGCCCACGUGGCUGCAAUAUAGACGGAGAGGAGGAUAGCUGGGAUUUUGGCACAGGCGCUGGCUUCUAUGUUAAUGCCACUGAGGAUCCCUGGAAAACGAACUACAGAAUGUACUCUUACGUGGUGGAGGAGCUGCCUCAUCUUAUAAAUGGAAAUUUCCCGACAGACCCAGACAGGAUGUCUGUUUUAGGGCACUCUAUGGGGGGUCAUGGUGCUUUAAUUUGUGCAUUAAAGAACCCUGGAAAAUACAAGACUGUUUCAGCAUUUGCACCCAUUUGUAAUCCUAUUCAAUGUCCCUGGGGCCAGAAAGCUUUCAGCGGAUACUUGGGAUCAGAUGCCAAUAAAUGGGAGGCAUAUGAUGCUACUCACCUGGUGAAGGCUUAUUCCGGUGCACAGCUAGACAUUCUAAUUGACCAGGGAAAAGAUGACCAGUUCCUCUCUGCAGGGCAGCUGCUGCCAGACAAUUUCAUUGCAGCAUGCACUGAGCGGAAAAUUCCAGUCGUAUUUAGACUGCAAGAGGGAUAUGAUCACAGCUACUUUUUCAUAACCACAUUUAUAAAUGAUCACAUCAAACAUCAUGCAAAAUACCUAAAUGCUUGAGAUCUGCAGCAACAGAGAGCAGCAUUCCGUGCUCUAUCCACAUUUAUAGAACGAGCCACAAUGUCAUAUUGCUGUUUCAAACCAUUUCAAAUAAAGAGGGAUGUGGA
Molecule: messenger RNA, 1122 nt
Organism: Pseudophryne corroboree (corroboree frog)
Lineage: Eukaryota; Metazoa; Chordata; Amphibia; Anura; Myobatrachidae
Gene: ESD
Product: esterase D
Exons: 10
Coding region: 68-1015 (315 amino acids)
Biological process (GO): formaldehyde catabolic process
Cellular component (GO): cytosol
Molecular function (GO): S-formylglutathione hydrolase activity
Source: RefSeq, a predicted model, not a curated record